Monomorium pharaonis (pharaoh ant) is the source of this 1883-nucleotide messenger RNA. Its product is annotated as E3 ubiquitin-protein ligase RNF34. Gene Ontology annotation, biological process: protein K48-linked ubiquitination; negative regulation of extrinsic apoptotic signaling pathway via death domain receptors; proteasome-mediated ubiquitin-dependent protein catabolic process. Gene Ontology annotation, cellular component: cytoplasm; plasma membrane. The transcript is spliced from 6 exons. Gene Ontology annotation, molecular function: ubiquitin protein ligase activity. Lineage: Eukaryota; Metazoa; Arthropoda; Insecta; Hymenoptera; Formicidae. The coding region runs from base 52 to 1284 and encodes 410 amino acids. The record is from RefSeq and is a predicted model, not a curated record.
GGUUACGCUUGUCGUUACGCGUCCGGCGUUCGCGACAGAUUUUAGAUUUUCAUGCAGAAUACAACGUACAGCUCCCAUUCGUCAUCUCAGCGCAGCAAUAUUUUACGGCGCGCGAAACGAGAUUAUCCUCGACAAACGACGGGCCGACGAACGGGCGGCUGCGGGAGACCCCUGAGCGAAAUGGCUUGCGAAGCUUGCAACGCCAAGUUCAACCUGUUCAAGAGAAAAAAACAAUGUGUGGACUGUCUGAGAUAUUUCUGCUCCGAAUGUGUGAUCAAACGGUUGGACAAGGUGUUUACCUGCGAUAGCUGUGGCCUGCUGUCAAGGAGGCCACUUAUUAGGAAUCAGAUUAGACAAAUACGUUCUAGAGACUUGCGCCAGUAUCUCGUGGCAAAGAAGGUUUCCGUUAAGGGUUGCGUCGAAAAAGAAGAUUUGGUGCAUUUACUAAUGCUCUUUGCUAAUGGAACUGACCCAUGCUUGAGUUCUGAUUACAGUGCAAGCGCCAGAGCGCAACAUGCUGCCGAAGGACCAUAUUCCAGAGCAGUUGAUUCUGCUUUAAACAGAAUGGAAAACAUGCCAAACGUUAGUAGUGCGAGUAAUCCUGGCGAAUCUGGCGAACCUAGUGAUCUUGGUGCAAAUGUGCAAACAUCAACAGAACCUAUAAGAAACGAGGACGUCGAAAUGGCGGAAGAAGCAAGUGAAAGUAGUCAUAGUAGUCCGAUUAUUAGUGUUCCACUUAGCAGCGAUAGUGAAUUACUUGAGGAAAGACCAACAAAAAGUAGCGAUGUUGAAAUAGAAGAAGUAUUUGAGAGUGAGAGUAAUUCGACCGAGCCUAGCACUGCACCAGAGCCAGUGGUCGUCGAGCAAGAGGAAGUUCCUGAAACAUCGAACGAGAAAAAAUCGGAUAUAGUCACGGAGAUUCCUACGUGGUCAGAUAAAGUGCAAUUAUCGGAUAUAAAGGAAGCCUCAGAAUUAGAAUAUCUAAGCAUUAAACAAUUAAAAAAUUUGUUGAGUACAAAUCGUGUAGAUUAUAAAGGCUGCAUAGAGAGACAGGACUUGAUGAACAAAGUGUCCAGAUUGUGGCAUGAAUAUAAUCAAUCUAGAAAGGAUGUGGAAAAACUCAGCGAGGAAGAAUUGUGCAAAAUCUGUUGGGACGCGCCGAUUGAAUGUGUAAUUUUGGAAUGCGGCCAUAUGGCUUGUUGCAUAAAUUGUGGCAAACAAAUGUCCGAAUGUCCAAUAUGUAAACAAUAUGUUGUUCGUGUUGUACGAUUCUUCAAAGCCUAAAGAGGCAAUGAUCAGAAUAUAAAAGCGACUGAUUUUUAUUUUGUAGACUAAGAAGAGUUAUUACACAUUCUCUUUAUUUCUGAGAUUGUUAAAUUAUCAGGGAUUGAUUCUGACAUAUUAUGAAUUUAUAAUAAGAAAUCAAAAUUAAAAAAAUACUAAAUUUUUGUGCAAUAAUUUAUAGCGUAUUUCGGUAUACAAUUAAAAUUAGCUCUGCAAGACAUAUCUAGGCUUUUUUAAAGAUAAGAUUUUAAAGUUUAAGUUCAAGAUAAAUUUAAAUUUGUUAAUUUUGUGGCAUUUUUUGAAAUAUAAAUCAGAAUUCUUCUUAGGCAGAGGAUAGUAUUUGUAAAUAAAUUUAAAUAUCUACAUUAUGUAUUGAUUAUAUCAAACAAUGUACAUACAUACAUACAUAUUUGCAUAUGUAUGUAUAUAUAUCGCAAAAUGAAUAAUGUUAAGGUAAUAUAGUUUUUGUAUUACAGAGUUGUGUGUAUGUGUGCGUUUGCACACUUGUAAUACUCCAAUCUCCUGUGAUCCUGGAAAUUUUGUAAAUUCUGUAUAUUGUACAGAUUGUAUCUUUUUUAUGAAAAUAAAUAAUAUAUAGA